Molecule: messenger RNA, 1238 nt
Organism: Papaver somniferum (opium poppy)
Lineage: Eukaryota; Viridiplantae; Streptophyta; Magnoliopsida; Ranunculales; Papaveraceae
Product: pentatricopeptide repeat-containing protein At1g12300, mitochondrial-like
Exons: 1
Coding region: 129-920 (263 amino acids)
Molecular function (GO): protein binding
Source: RefSeq, a predicted model, not a curated record
CUACAUCCUCCACCACCAACACCACCACUAUCAAAUGUAUUGUUAGACUCACAUAGACUCCUUACUGAACCUAAAGUUUGAUCCCAAGCUGCAAGCUACCUUCUCUGUUUCUCUUCAAAACUUAGAAAAUGAAAUUGGGUACAACGUUACUGCAGCUUUAUAAAAGAGCAACCUUCAGUUAUUGUUGUAAUAAUCGUUCAUUUCUGCAUCCACAUAUAAUUCUGAGAAAUUAUUAUGGUUCAAGAGGAGGUUAUAAUAGAGUAGUAGUUACACGACUUGAGAGUUUUGUAAUGGAUGAGUGUAAGUCUGGAAGGAUUAAAAAGCUUGAUGAUGCUUUGAAAUACUUUAAUCAACUCAUUUCGGAAAGACCAUUACCUUCUAAUGUUACAUUCUGUCAUGUUUUGGGAUCAUUAACAAAGAUUAAAUGCUAUUCAGAUGUGAUUAUGUUGUAUAAGAAGAUGAUUUUGGUUGGAGUAAACCCCAAUAUUUAUACAUUCAACAUUUUGAUUAAUUGCUUCUGUCGAUUAGGCCAACUGAAUCAUGGGUUUUGUUUGCUUGGAGAGAUGUUAAAGAGAGGUUAUCACCCUGAUUCCGUCACUAUCAAUACACUGAUUAAAGGGUUGUGUCUUCUAGAAAAGAUUGAUUUUGCAUUCAAUGUGUUCGACAGAAUGACAAAGACGGGUAUUCGACCUACUGCCAUUACGUGUAAUACUCUUAUAUCUGGGCUCUGUAGAACUGGUGAAGUGGGUUCUGCUCUUCGGCUAAAAAACAACAUGGUGAAAUGGAACUGCAUCCCAACUGUUGUUUCCUAUUGUGCCAUUAUAGAUACUCUUUGCAAAGGAGGUCGAAAACAAUUUCUUUUCUGCCACAAAUUCAUCACUCUUAUUUAUUUUCAUACUUAUUUGAAUUGGUGCCUAUGAUUUUUUCAGACCUUAUUGCAACACCUUAUCUCAUUCUAAACAAUCUGAAUUCUACUUUAGAGUGUUCACAACCAGUCACUAACGUCUCUUCUAAUAUUUGAAUCGCCUGCCCCGCAUUCGCGCAAUGUUUGGAUCAGAAACGACCAUGUAAGUUCACUAAGGUUGAUUUUAUGUAAUUUAAUGAGCAUAGCUACGUUGAAUAAGAUACAUUAAUAAGCUCGAUAGCACACUUAUGGGGAGGUGCACAAGUUUGGUAGGAAAUGGGACAAUUAACCUGGACCCGUGCAACGCACGGGCAUAAGACUAGUUAAAUAUAAA